AGCACACAGAAGAGCAGUUAAGGUCAUUCGAAGAAUGCAGUAUUUUGUUGCCAGAAGAAAAUUUCAGCAAGCUCGAAAGCCAUAUGAUGUUCGAGAUGUUAUUGAGCAGUAUUCUCAGGGACACCUUAACAUGAUGGUACGGAUCAAAGAACUUCAAAGAAGGCUGGAUAAUUCAUUAGGAAAACCUGCACUCUUCUUGCCAGAAAAGGGACUAGACAAAGACUUCUACACUGUAGGAGCCAGACUGAUCAGACUGGAGGAUAAGGUAAGGUUAUAAAAGGCUGUUUUUGUUCUUUAAUGAUGGU
Messenger RNA from Protopterus annectens (West African lungfish), 305 nucleotides. RefSeq names its product potassium voltage-gated channel subfamily KQT member 1-like. The record is from RefSeq and is a predicted model, not a curated record. Gene Ontology annotation, cellular component: membrane. NCBI's taxonomy places the organism in Eukaryota, Metazoa, Chordata, Ceratodontiformes, Protopteridae. The transcript is spliced from 4 exons. The coding region runs from base 35 to 277 and encodes 80 amino acids. Gene Ontology annotation, molecular function: voltage-gated potassium channel activity. Gene Ontology annotation, biological process: potassium ion transport.